This is a messenger RNA of Alosa sapidissima (American shad), 4427 nucleotides long. It is a transcript of the gene mrtfab, whose product is annotated as myocardin related transcription factor Ab. NCBI's taxonomy places the organism in Eukaryota, Metazoa, Chordata, Actinopteri, Clupeiformes, Clupeidae. Gene Ontology annotation, biological process: smooth muscle cell differentiation. The transcript has 18 exons. The coding region runs from base 485 to 4177 and encodes 1230 amino acids. The record is from RefSeq and is a predicted model, not a curated record.
UCGGCGCGCCAGUGGCCAGAGCAGGCUCUGCGCCGCAGCUCUCUCUGUUCUCACCUCGCCCUCACUCCUCUCUCUAUUCCUCUCCUUGGACACAAUUUGUUUCGGUCUUCCUGCAAGUGUGACAUGUCCAGCACCAAACCUCACCAACUGGACAAAAGGGGUGUUUGACUUGACAGAAGAAAGAGUUGGCAACGAAGCAAGAAAUAAGGGAUCAAACUUUGACACCAAAGAAAAUCCACAAAGGACAACAAAACUUGUUAUUGUAAAUCAAAUUGGUCUAGAUCUAUGGACUUGAUUCUCCGUUACAGAUCAGAAAGGGGACCUGUUACGUCUGUGUGAUGCAUUACCUGCUCAGCAGAUUUGGAAGCCAGCUGGAAGAUAUUAACUGUUGUUAAAUAUUGGUGCAUAAUUUGAGAUGACAAUUUAUGGGAUGAUCAGUCUUAAUCUCUGUGUUUUGAACUCUUAAAAACGUGCUUCAAUCAUCAUGCUGGAUACUAAUCACUGCCUGCACAUCGACACUUCCUCCUUGGUGGCUCAACCAAUCAGAAACGAUACCAGCAAGCCAGGGAUAACCAUGGAUUACGAGAGACACGCCUAUCAUAGCUUGAAAGAAGUGCUACAGCUCAAACUGCAGCAGCGACGCACACGAGAGGAGCUGGUCAGCCAAGGGAUCAUGCCUCCACUGAAGAGCCCGGCUGCUUUCCACGAGCAGAGGAGAAGUCUGGAGCGGGCACGGACGGAGGACUAUCUGAAGAGGAAGAUCCGGAGCCGUCCUGAGCGGUCGGAGCUAGUGAGAAUGCACAUACUGGAAGUACUCCCCAAGACUAGACAAGAACUACACCAGGAAGAGACAUCGGCCGAGCCCUCUCUGCAGGCCAAGCAGAUGAAGCUGAAAAGAGCUCGUCUGGCUGAUGACCUCAACGAUAAGCUUUCUCACCGACCAGGCCCCAUUGAGCUCAUCCACAAGAACAUCCUGCCCGUGCACACAAUCAUUGGUACGGAGUCACCAAAGGGCGACAGCUCCUCAUUGGACGAGGACAGCAGUGAUGCGCUCUCGCCUGAUCAGCCAGCCAAUCACGACUCUCCCCUCAGCUCCAGUCAGCAGCACUCGCCGCCUGAUGUGCUUAAUCUGAAUGGCAACCCAUCUCCCCCUCAGUUCCUUCCCCAAGUCCCCUUGCAGCUGAACGGCAUGGACGUUCCUCCUCCACAGCCGCUGACCAAUGGGGCCUUGACAGUCACCACACCGCGUCCGGCCACGGGACAGACGAAGUCGUCGUCUAAGUCCAGCUCGGACCGGCCGUCCCAGCGGCCCAAGAAGCCCAAGGACAGCAAGCCCAAGGUGAAGAAGCUCAAGUACCACCAGUACAUCCCGCCGGACCAGAAGGCGGAUCGCGAGCCGCCGCCCCAGAUGGACUCAUCCUACGCCAAGCUGCUCCAGCAACAGCAGCUCUUCCUGCAGCUGCAGAUCAUCAGCCAGCAGCAGCAGCACUACAACUACCACACCAUCCUGCCCGCGCCGCCCAAACCCCCUACUGAGCAGCAGCAGCAGCCUCCGCCUGCUCCCCCUCCCCCAGCCAACCCUGGGCCCUCCCCGUCCCGCGCCGUGCCAACCCCCACCUCCUCCUCCACCCCCUCCAGCCACACCGGGUCCAACCGACACAGUCAGCCCCCGUCUGGCGACGCCAAGCCAAGCACCCUGCCGGCAAACCUGGACGAGUUCAAAGUUGCUGAACUCAAGCAGGAGCUCAAACUGAGGGGUCUGACCGUCUCGGGCACCAAAAACGACCUGAUCGAGAGGCUGAAGAACUACCAGGAGCAGAACGGUGGUGCCAUGGCAACUGCUCAGAAAGCUUCCCAGCCUCAGGGGCAAACGAAUGGCCUCGCGCCUGUUGUCGCACAGUCCAAGGAAGCCCCAGUGAAAAUGGGAACCAUCCCAGUUGUCAACGGCCAUGUCACUCAGAUGUCCACCAUGCCCCACGUGAUGCGCUUCAGCAGCACAAGCUCCUCCCCUCCUGUGUCUCCCGCCCCCUCUGACCGGUCAUUGGCUGGAAUGAGCCCAGACGAGACCAGCUGUAAUGGCGACGUGUUUGGUGAAAUGGUGAGCUCCCCUCUCACUCAGCUCACCUUGCACCCGUCCCCGGAGCCCCUGGAGGCUGUGGUAAAAGAGGAGCCGCGGGGCCUCGGCCAACUCUCCAGCUGCCUCUCCCGGCCCCAGCCCCCCAACGCCGCCGCCACCGCCGGUCAGAACAAGGACCAGAUGCUGCAGGAGAAGGACAAGCAGAUCGAGGAGCUGACGCGCAUGCUGCGCCAGAAGCAGCAGCUGGUGGAGACGUUGCGCUCGCAGCUGGAGCAGGGCAAGCGCAGCGGCAGCAGCACCACCGCCGCUGCGGACAUCCCCAACGUCGUCCUCGCUGCCACCGCCGCCGAGACCCACCUCCUCCUCAACGGCGUCCAGCUCAACGGCAUGGCCGCCAGGGUGAAGGAGGAGGCCGAGGACGAGAAGAUGGCGCUGACGACCACAGCGGUGACCACAGCGAGCGCUCCUGUGGUGGCGAUGGAGACGCAGCAGACUCUGCUACAGCAGCAGCAGCAGCAGGCGGCGCAGAGGAAGGUGCAGAUGCCGUGCUCCCAGCAGACGCUGCUCAAGCUCCAGCAGAUCCAGCGGCUGCAGGCCCAGCAGCAGCAGCAGCAGCACGUGGAGCUGCAGAGGAUAGACCUGCAGCAGCAGCAGCAGAAACUGCAGCAGCUGAUCAUACAGCAGAGACAGGCGCAGCAGCAACAACAACAACAACAGCAACAACAACAACAACUACUACAACAGCAACAACAACAACAACAACAACAUCAGCAGCAGCAUCAGAGGAAGCAGCUGAGACCUCAGAAGCAGCAGCAGAGGCAGCAAAAAAAGCAGGAGCCUCCCAAACCACAGCAGGCCCCUCAAGUGUUUGUUACCCAGCAACCCAGUACACCGGUCACAACACCCUCAAUCUCAUUGGACCUCCUCAAGGCACAUCCCGCCCCUACGUUGGUGACGGACGGCAAUGGUAACCACUAUCUGAUCACACUGACCAGCAGCAACACAGACGGCCAGCUGCCCAUUUCACCACAGAGCAAGACCAACGGCCGCAUCACUCUGCAGAGGUUACAGUCAACUCCUGUCAAGCUCCCCAGCCAAUCACCUGUACAGAUGGUCACCGGCAACAACCAGUCAACACCGACAGAACAGAAAACUCCUGUUAAACAGCCUGUGAAAAAGAGGACCGCCCUCCAUCUACAGACCAAUGGCAUGCAGGAGCCCAGCGUGCCUGUCACUGCGCCACCCAAUCUCCAGCCUUUCUUCUUCACCAAGGACUCCUCAUUGGAUCAGACCAUCUCGCCUCCACCAAUCAAGCUGGAGGUGUGUCCGACCUUUGACCGACACACCUUGUUCACCCCUCCCUCUCCUAAACAGACCUCUCACUCCACUUCACAAAAAGAGAAUGGUUCAAGCAGCCAGCAUAUUGACGACUUGUUUGACAUCCUCAUCAAGAGUGGAGAAAUCUCCUCCAAUUUCAAAGCUAAUCCAGACCCGUCCCUUUCUGAGCUGCACUCCAACCCGCCCACCCCCUCCCCUCCCUCCUCCCCCCUCCGCCUCUCCCCCCCAACACCUCCUCCAGAGCCGUCCUCCAUCUCCUCCUCCCUCUCGUCCACCUCCUCCCUCUCCUCCUCUUCCCAGCAUGCCCUGCGGAGCGGGCGGCUGGAGGACUUCCUGGAGAGCACCACGGGCACGCCGCUGCUGGGCGUGGCCGCCGCCGCGGACGGUCCGAUGACGCUCAUCGACGAGCUGCACAGCCAGAUGCUAAGCACGCCUAGCAUCCUGGACCACCCGCCCUCGCCCAUGGACAUCAGCGACAUGGGCUUCGCGCCGCACCCCGCCGGCCUAGACUUCGGGGACCCCACCCUGGACGGCAUGGACUGGCUGGACAUAUCCAUGGGUGGGGGAGGGGGCGGCGUGGGGAGCGACAGCAUCGGAGGGAGCGGAGACGGGACGGGGAGCAGCCAUGGCGUCGGGGUCGGCGGGGGCAGUGAGAGCGCCACCAUCUUGGCGCCGCUCGGCUCGCAGACGCCCCCUAGUGUCUUCUCGGCAGACUUUUUGGACAGCUCAGACCUGCAGCUGCACUGGGACUCCUGUUUGUAGCCCCCCCCUCCCCCCUCCCCCGCCCGCCCGUGAGCGCGCUUGUGUGUGUGGUCUUCACCCGCUGGCUGGCGCCAGUGCAGCCAGGACAUGGACGCGGACACGAAACCCAUCGCUGUAGGGGGGGGGACGCCAGUGUUGAGACGUGUACUCGCAAGCAAGCAGACGUUAAAACACACAUCCACAAACUGUGCACAUAUGCUGUGAAAGCCCCUGCUGGAAAUCGGCUGCAGAUGCAAAAAAAGAAAGAAAA